Molecule: messenger RNA, 4209 nt
Organism: Acomys russatus (golden spiny mouse)
Lineage: Eukaryota; Metazoa; Chordata; Mammalia; Rodentia; Muridae
Gene: Slc9a5
Product: solute carrier family 9 member A5
Exons: 16
Coding region: 1321-4023 (900 amino acids)
Biological process (GO): proton transmembrane transport; sodium ion transport; regulation of pH
Cellular component (GO): membrane
Molecular function (GO): sodium:proton antiporter activity
Source: RefSeq, a predicted model, not a curated record
CCACCGCCAGAGGCGGCGCUUGGGUCAGCCAGUAAGAGAGCUGGUGAUCCCGUUAGUUCCACGGCUAGGAGGGCGGGAAAACCCGAGCUCCCGCUCCGCCUCAGAGCAGAGGGCGGGGAGACUUUAGGUUUGAUAUGGGCGAGGCUGCCCCGGGUCUUUGUGGGGAUUUUAGGGCAGAUUGGGCGAAAAUCUCUUCCGUUAAUCUGGAUAGUUGGGCCACUCUCAGUUAAGGGACGAGCAGGGACUUAGUUACUAGCCUGCAAGAUAAGUGAAAACCUUUCUCUCAUUUGAGGAAAGCAGUGAGAAGGAUCUCUUUCAAUUUGGAACAAGAAAUGGAAAUAGAUUUUAUAUUCGAAGGAAGAGGUGGAUUCAGUCCUCUUAAACUGGGAUGGGGGGUGGGGGGCGCGGAGGAUGGGUGCUCUUUCUCGAAAAAGAAUGGAAUGAGUCAGCGUGAGGAGGCAGGUAGCACAUGUUACUUCAGUUUGGGUGAUGAGUGGAAAGUGGAGACAGUCUUUGGGUUGGGGCGAGAUGAGUCAAAUGACCCAAGUUCCUAGUUUAAAGGGAACUCCGUAAGAUCCUCACAGAUUCAUGGAAUAAGAGAAUAGUGCCCCGUAGUCUGAAGGACAGGCAAGGCGAUGCCUCUCAGCUCCGGAGACAAGAAGAAUAGCCUCCUUUGCAAACUGGAACGAACUGGGAUCAGUCCCGGCCUUGAGGUUUUCUGGGUACGUGGAGGGCAGCGUUGUCCAUCAAGGCUUUCUGGGGUGUGCCCAGUGCGCGUGCGCAGCUCUGGUCUGGGCACAGGCCGGCAGGGGUCCCAGGUUUUGGAGAUUUGGGCAGCAGCGCACCGCCCCCUGCGGUUUACUCAGCGAGGCGCCGGGACCCGCAGCCUAGGCACCUGGGGCCGGUGGCCUGCAAUUGGGCGGCAUUCUCCGGUAGCCGCGCUCGUGUCUGUUCCUCGAGACCCCUGUCCUUCUCGCUGUCCCGGGACGCUGUGGCCGAUCACCUCUCUCAAUCUGGGUGAGAGGCGAUUGAGGGGAGCAUACCAAGGGAGUGGGUUUCAGGAUUCGGGAAAGAGGGCUACACUGUGGAAUUUCCGGAGCUGAGACUAUCCGAGAAGAAAUGGAGGAGGGGAUCCCAACUGCUAGAGUCCAGGGCAGGGUCUCGGGGUCCGAACCUGAUGCGGGGGUAUCAGAGCCCGGAUUGGGGGGAGUGAACCCCACGUGCCUGUGACGCGGGGGCGCUGGGUAGGCGGCGGCGGCGACAGCGACGCGGGGCCGGCGGCCGUGCAGUGCCGGGAGCACGGCGAGGCAAGGCUGCAGGAUGCUGCGCGCCGCACUGCUUCUCCUGCUCCGGCUGCCCCUAGCGGGGGCGGGGGCCACAGAAGAACCCACCCAGGAGUCCCGGCCGUUGGGUGAGCCUCCUCCAGGCUUGGCGCUUUUCCGCUGGCAGUGGCACGAGGUGGAGGCGCCCUACCUGGUGGCCCUAUGGAUCCUGGUGGCCAGCCUGGCCAAAAUCGUGUUUCACCUGUCUCGGAAGGUGACAUCUCUGGUCCCUGAGAGCUGCCUGCUGAUUUUGCUGGGCCUGGCGCUGGGGGGCAUUGUCUUAGCUGUGGCCAAGAAGGCUGAAUACCAGCUGGAGCCAGGGACCUUCUUCCUUUUCCUGCUCCCUCCCAUCGUGCUAGACUCAGGCUAUUUCAUGCCGAGCCGGCUCUUUUUUGACAACUUGGGUGCCAUCCUCACCUACGCUGUGGUGGGCACACUCUGGAAUACCUUCACAACAGGUGUUGCCCUUUGGGGCCUGCAGCAGGCUGGACUUGUAGCCCCUAAGGUACAGGCUGGCCUGCUGGACUUCUUACUGUUUGGAAGCCUCAUCUCGGCGGUGGACCCUGUGGCUGUGUUGGCUGUCUUCGAGGAGGUGCACGUCAAUGAGACUCUCUUUAUCAUCGUCUUUGGAGAGUCCCUGCUCAAUGAUGCAGUUACCGUGGUGCUGUACAAGGUCUGCAACUCCUUUGUGGAGAUGGGCUCUGCCAACGUGCAGGCCACUGACUACUUAAAGGGAGUCGCCUCCCUGUUUGUGGUCAGUCUGGGCGGGGCAGCUGUGGGUUUGGUCUUUGCCUUCCUCCUGGCCCUGACCACGCGCUUCACCAAGCGGGUCCGCAUCAUCGAGCCGUUGCUGGUCUUCCUCCUCGCCUACGCAGCCUACCUCACUGCUGAAAUGGCCUCACUGUCCGCCAUUCUUGCAGUGACCAUGUGUGGUCUUGGAUGUAAGAAAUAUGUGGAGGCCAACAUCUCCCAUAAGUCACGCACAGCCGUCAAAUACACAAUGAAAACGCUCGCCAGCUGCGCUGAGACCGUCAUCUUUAUGCUGCUUGGCAUCUCAGCCGUGGACUCAUCCAAAUGGGCCUGGGACUCUGGGCUGGUGCUGGGCACCCUCUUCUUCAUCCUGUUCUUCCGAGCCCUCGGCGUAGUCUUGCAGACCUGGGUGCUGAAUCAGUUCCGGCUGGUCCCUCUGGACAAAAUUGACCAGGUGGUGAUGUCCUAUGGGGGCCUUCGGGGGGCUGUGGCCUUUGCUCUCGUCAUCCUACUGGACAGGACCAAGGUCCCAGCCAAGGACUACUUUGUGGCCACCACGAUUGUGGUGGUCUUCUUCACAGUCAUUGUGCAGGGUUUGACCAUCAAGCCACUGGUCAAGUGGCUGAGGGUGAAGAGGAGCGAUCACCAUAAACCCACCUUGAACCAGGAGCUACAUGAGCACACUUUUGACCACAUUCUGGCUGCAGUGGAGGACGUUGUGGGGCACCAUGGCUACCACUACUGGAGGGACAGGUGGGAACAGUUUGACAAGAAGUACCUGAGCCAGCUGUUGAUGCGGCGGUCAGCCUAUCGUAUCCGAGACCAGAUCUGGGAUGUGUACUACCGGCUCAACAUCCGAGAUGCCAUCAGUUUUGUGGACCAGGGAGGCCACGUCUUGUCCUCCACAGGACUCACACUGCCCACUAUGCCUAGCAGAAAUUCCGUGGCAGAGACCUCUGUCACCAACCUGUUGAGGGAGAGUGGCAGUGGCGCGUGUCUGGAUCUGCAGGUGAUCGACACUGUACGCAGCGGCCGAGACCGAGAGGAUGCUGUGAUGCACCACCUGCUCUGUGGAGGCCUCUACAAGCCGCGGAGGCGCAGGUACAAAGCCAGUUGCGGCCGCCACUUCAUCUCCGAGGAUGCACAGGAGCGACAGGACAAGGAGAUCUUCCAGCAGAACAUGAAGCGACGGCUCGAGUCCUUUAAGUCCACCAAGCAUAACAUCUGCCUCACCAAGAGCAAACCUCGACCCCGCAAAGCCGGCCACAAGAAGAAGGAUGGUGUGGCUAAUCCCGAAGCUACAAAUGGGAAGCCUCCUCGAGACCUGGGCUUUCAGGACACAGCUGCAGUGAUUCUAACCAUGGAGUCUGAGGAGGAGGAGGAAAGUGACAGCUCAGAGACAGAGAAAGAGGACGAUGAAGGGAUCAUCUUCGUGGCUCGAGCGACCAAUGAGAUUCUCCAAGAAGGCAAGCUCUCAGGAAGCCAUGAGGUGUGUCCAAGCCCACGCAUCAUCCCCCCCUCCCCAACCUGUGCGGAGAAGGAGUUACCCUGGAAGAGUGGGCAGGGAGACCUGGCUGUCUAUGUGUCUUCGGAAACAACCAAGAUCGUGCCUGUGGACAUGCAGACAGGCUGGAACCAAAGCAUCUCCUCCCUGGAGAGCCUGGCAUCCCCUCCCUGCACCCAGCCUCCCACUCUAGCCCGCUUGCCUCCUCACCCUCUGGGCAUGGAAGAGCCGCAGGUUCCUCUUGACCUGUCUUCUGACCCCCGCUCAAGCUUUGCCUUUCCCCCAAGCCUGGCCAAAGCUGGCCGUUCUCGUAGCGAGAGCAGUGCUGACCUCCCCCAGCAGCAGGAGCUGCAACCCCUCAUGGGCCACAAGGGCCAUACGCAUCUUAGUCCGGGCACUGCCAACUCCCACUGGUGCAUCCAGUUCAACAGAGGAGGCCGGCUGUAGCCCAGGGCCUCGGGGAGUGUAGGGAGUGUGUGCCUCAGGCAGUGGACAGAGGUGCCUACUCAGCCUGCUUUGUGGCCAGGGCGGGCCUGGGCCGAGGUGGCAACUGGACCUCCCUGGGACUGGUCAGAAGGGUUUCCUGGGCUGGCCCUCACAGAGACUCUUCUUGCCGUUUCUCCCUGCUCUUAA